GAAAACUAAACCUAAUUAAGUGAAAAAAAAUGUAUAGCUCAAGCAUUUUGUCUCUCCUGUUUGUAUGCAUUUUCUCUCUCCUGAUUCUGCAUGGAGUUUCCACUGGUUUUGAAGUUGGUGAUGGUAUAACCAAAGGUUGGGAAGUUCCUGCUUUGAAGCAUCCUAAAGUUUACAAUGAUUGGGCUGAGAAAAAUCGUUUCAAGGUCAAUGACACCCUACACUUCAAGUACAAGAAAGACUCAGUAAUGGUGGUGACGGAUUCGGAAUACAGCAAAUGUGGAUCACCUCAGCCUCUAUUCUUCGCCAACACCGGCGACACCACCUUCGUAUUAGACAGGCCGGGUUUAUUCUACUUCGUCAGCGGCGUGGCGGGGCACUGCCAGAGAGGUCAGAAGAUGAUCGUCAAGGUUUUGGACGUGGAAAGCCCACCUCAACAAUCUGGAGAUGAUACUGCUGCACCAGACACCGACAAGAAAAGUGAUGCUAGUAGGAAUACUAAUGCUAUUAUUGGUGGGUUUAUCAUUUUGUUGAUUGUUGUUGGGUUAAAUAUCAUUGGUUUCUUGGUUUAGGGUUGGUUGCAACGUUUGCUAAUUGCUAUUUGGUUUAGAAAUUUGAUUAGGUUUAGGGUUGGUUGGUUUGCUAUUUGGUUUAGAAAUUUGAUUAGGCAAAGGAUUAAGAGAGAUAGAUUAUGUGUUUUAGUUGAAUUUGGUUUGAUUAACAAUGCAAGUGUUUUAUGUUAUUUUUAGGGUUUGAGACUAAAUUUUCGACUUUUAAUUAAUUUGUUUAAGCAAUAGAACUCUUUGGAAUUGUUUUCAAGAAAUUUCAUUAAGAAAUGGGUUGAUAAGUACACAAAAAUGAUAAAUACUCC
Messenger RNA from Spinacia oleracea (spinach), 868 nucleotides. RefSeq names its product early nodulin-like protein 21. The transcript has 2 exons. The record is from RefSeq and is a predicted model, not a curated record. Gene Ontology annotation, cellular component: plasma membrane. NCBI's taxonomy places the organism in Eukaryota, Viridiplantae, Streptophyta, Magnoliopsida, Caryophyllales, Amaranthaceae. The coding region runs from base 30 to 569 and encodes 179 amino acids. Gene Ontology annotation, molecular function: electron transfer activity.